Messenger RNA from Dendrobium catenatum, 1057 nucleotides. Its product is annotated as 60S ribosomal protein L7-2. Gene Ontology annotation, biological process: maturation of LSU-rRNA from tricistronic rRNA transcript (SSU-rRNA, 5.8S rRNA, LSU-rRNA). The coding region runs from base 137 to 871 and encodes 244 amino acids. The record is from RefSeq and is a predicted model, not a curated record. Gene Ontology annotation, molecular function: RNA binding; structural constituent of ribosome. Lineage: Eukaryota; Viridiplantae; Streptophyta; Magnoliopsida; Asparagales; Orchidaceae. Gene Ontology annotation, cellular component: cytosolic large ribosomal subunit. The transcript has 7 exons.
GUGUAUAACGUGAAGAAUUAAUCGUUGGAUCGGUUCAGCCUCACGCGAUGGAAAACCCUCAAAUACCUAAGGCCGCUGUAGCUCUGCAGCCUCGCCGCCACUUCGUGAUCGGUUACAGAGGUAGCGAGAGGGAGAGAUGGCCGAGGUGGAGGCGAAGAACGUGAUCCCUGAAUCAGUUCUGAAGAAGCGGAAGAGAGAGGAUCAGUGGGCUCUAGAGAAAAAGGAGAAGCUUGAAGAGAAGCGCAAGAAGAACCGCGAGAACCGCAAGUUAAUUUUCAAGAGGGCAGAGCAGUAUGCGAAGGAGUACGAGAAUCAGGAAAAGGAGCUAAUUCAACUUAAGCGCGAGGCUAGGUUGAAGGGAGGGUUCUAUGUGUGUCCCGAAGCCAAGCUUCUUUUUAUCAUCAGAAUCCGCGGUAUUAAUGCUAUGCACCCGAAGACUAAGAAGAUUUUGCAGCUUUUGCGUCUGAGACAGAUCUUCAAUGGUGUGUUCCUGAAGGUGAACAAGGCCACCAUAAACAUGCUUCGGAGGGUGGAGCCUUAUGUUACAUAUGGCUAUCCUAAUCUGAAAAGUGUGAGAGAAUUGAUUUACAAGAGAGGCUAUGGGAAAUUGCAGAAGCAAAGAAUUCCAUUAACCAACAAUUCCAUCAUUGAGCAGGGUCUUGGGAAGCAUAAGAUAAUCUGCAUUGAGGACCUCAUCCAUGAAAUUUUCACUGUGGGUCCUCACUUCAAAGAGGCCAAUAACUUCUUGUGGCCGUUCAAGCUGAAAGCACCACUUGGAGGGCUUAAGAAGAAGAGGAAUCAUUAUGUGGAGGGUGGAGAUGCUGGCAAUAGGGAGAACUAUAUCAAUGAGCUGAUUAGAAGGAUGAAUUAAGUCUUAGUGUUUCCUGUGUUUACCAGUCUUUGGUGUUUGAAAAGAGACAUGAAAUUGUGUUGCAAUUUUGGCACUUUAAAUUGUUUUAAGUUUAAUUAGCUCUACUUGCUUAAUUCUUGACUAUUACAUUUGAAUUGAAUUUCGUUAAAGUUAAUCCAAUCUCAGUUGCACGUUUUGAGUACUUCA